Molecule: messenger RNA, 1674 nt
Organism: Pieris macdunnoughi
Lineage: Eukaryota; Metazoa; Arthropoda; Insecta; Lepidoptera; Pieridae
Source: the annotation of a GenBank genome assembly
AUGAAACGCUGUCUUCGAGGACAGCGCAACCCUCGAAACAAAUGUGCAUUGCAACCAGGCCACAGUCUUAUGGACUGGAUUCGUUUAGGGAAUUCAGGAAAGGAUUUAACGGGUGUAGGUGGACGAAUGAGACCUGUUUCGCCUUCGGAACUAUCAUUGCAUAAUACUCAAAAUGAUGCAUGGUUAGCAAUACGCGGACGUGUGUACAAUAUAACCCACUACUUACCAUAUCACCCUGGAGGUCCCGAAGAAUUGAUGCGCGGGGCCGGAAUGGACGCUACAGAGCUCUUCGACAAGGUCCACCCGUGGGUCAACUACGAUUCCCUAUUAGCUAAAUGCUUGGUCGGCCCGCUGUCUUACGACAGACCAGACGCAGACGAAUUAUUCAACACGCCACUAUCACGCUCCGAUAAGUUACGAGAGCCUUCAAAAGCUCAGCUAGUUAGAAAAUCGAUGGAGAAUUUGGCUAAUUGUAUAACGCCGGUACGGAAAAAGAUCACGGCGAAGAGCGAAGAAAAUGUCAAAGGAAGUCCGCCAAGCAAAAUUAUGCAGAGCUUGAUACAGUCCAGCGAUUUGCCGGUAUCGAUUAGCCGUAGAGCAGCGGCGAGUCCCGCCAAGACGGAUAAAUCUAAGGACACUCCAGCUCAAUUACGCUUCGAUUGGAUACAGACUUCGACGAAAAUUAUUAUCUCUAUAUAUACAGGGCAUUUAACAAAUCCCGGUGGAUCUGCGAAGUUAUCAAAUGGUACUCUAACCGUUGAAGUGGCGACAGAUGGUUGGCUUAGAAUAUUUAGACUAGACCCUGAAGCAAGGCUUAAAGAUCCCCUUCAGCUAAAAAUGUAUUCUGAGAGCGGGAAAAUUGAGGUUAUAGCAUUAAAGUCCGUGUGUAAGGUAUGGAAAGGGUGUGGCGAUGCGUCUUUCAGUGAUGCAAUACAGAUAACGACGCCAAUGAAGGUGGAAUGUCGGGUGAUGGAUGUUAGUAGGGUGACACACGACACGAGUUUAAUAACUCUGGCCCCAAUUCCCGGCCCGGUUAUAGUACCUUUGGGGCACCAUGUCAGAGUACAUCAUAAGCUGUCAGAUUCUGAAUGUAUCCGAUCGUACACACCCAUUGGGGACGGAUGGGAUAAUUCAAGCAAUGAAUUCAGCUGUCUGAAGUUAGCUGUCAAGCGAUACGAAUCAGGCAGCCUCUCACCGUAUCUGACGUCAUUGGGACUUGGUGACGUCAUCACUCUGUCGGGGUCCUACGGGAAUUUCCGACUACAGCAGUUGAAACCUGUGAAAAUAUUAUACCUCAUAGCGGCGGGCACCGGCAUAACUCCAAUGUUAUCUUUAAUACGCUUCGCGUUAUCAAGGUCGAAUCCAAGAUGCGAACGAGUACAUUUAAUAUUCUUCAACAAGACAGAAGAAGACAUACUUUUCAAGACAAAAUUAGAAGAAUAUGUUCAACAGGAUGAUCGAUUACAAGUACUACACGUCCUUUCAAACGCGAGUUCAACGUGGAAUGGCCUAAAAGGCAGAAUAAGCUUAGAUAUACUAAGUAAAAUGAUUCCUAAAGAUUUAAAUACUCAUUUCGCUUGUCUUUGUGGACCUACGGAGUUUACGCACACCGGCGUAGAUUCGUUAAAGAAAAUUGGUGUCAAAGACAAUUCUAUUCACGCGUUUAUUGGUUAG